Brugia pahangi is the source of this 1221-nucleotide messenger RNA. The record is from the annotation of a GenBank genome assembly. NCBI's taxonomy places the organism in Eukaryota, Metazoa, Nematoda, Chromadorea, Rhabditida, Onchocercidae.
AUGUCAUCCGUAUGGCACGGUUGCAUCUAUGAAGAGAAGCUGUCCCAUCAAAUUGCUCCGUCUAUUGCUGAUCUCUUCUACGAGCCAUCUGACUACGAUGAACUCUGCUUUUACUGCGUUGAAGGUGCAUGCUGUCCCCAUCAUGAAAUCCCACAACCACGGGUACGAAUUCAGCACAAAAAAGGAACCAAUCCGACGAAAUCAGUUGAUUAUGUGUUAGACGAAAUUUUCGGCUUGCAAAGUGAUUGCUGUACAAAGUAUGCAAAUUAUCAAAUAAAAAUCAUCGAAAAUUGCCAAGAAAAUGUUGCAGUAAAAGUUCAACAAAAUUUUACUGAGAAGCGAUCAGUCUGUAUCGAUCAAAAUAUCACUCGGCGCAAACAAACAGAUACAAAAUUAAUAACGCCAGAACGUCACAAGGAUCGAUAUCCGACGGACGUGCUAAAGAAUAGUGCUGACGUUGCGUCGGAAAUAAUGUGCAAAGAUGUGGAGGAAGUGUUUAUUAUCUCAAGACGACACAGGACAUUAUCUCCGGCAAGAAGUGACCGACAAAAAUAUCAACGCUUUCGAAAUAAACAGUAUCUCUGUGACAUAUGUGACAGUGCUUUCACUCUGAAACACAACAUACAAACUCAUUUGUUACUCUAUCAUCCAAAUAAUGAGGUUUACACGAAACGUAUACGUGGCAAGCGGUACAGAUGUUUGAAGUGUAACUCGUUAUUUCGAACUUAUGCUGCCGUUCAAAAGCAUCAAAGACGACAACAUGAAGUGCGCAUACGACCAAAAUGUGAAAUUUGCCAGAGAGAAUUUCCAACUGCUUCGCUGCUUCGUGAGCAUGUGGCUGUCAUACAUUUAAAUUUGCGCCCAUUCAAAUGCACCAAAUGUUCGGCAGUGUUUGGUCGACAGGGAUGUUUGCGCCGACACGAUAUGAUGUGUCAUUUGAAUUACGUUUACGUAUGUCCCUAUAAACAAUGCACACACGCGGGUUUCAAGUGUUCCAAAGCUUUGGCAGCGCAUAUUCGCUCUAUUCACACUCACGUACGACCAUACAAAUGUGAACAAUGCGAGAAACGCUUCGUACGUCGGAAUGACUUACGAAUUCAUUCGGAUAUUCAUAAUACAGAGUGCAAGUAUGUCUGUCCAACUUGCAAACAAAUGUUUCAACGUCGAAUACACUUUCAAAAGCACGCCAAAAAAUGUCAGUCAAGAGAAGUGGCAUCAUAA